This is a messenger RNA of Podarcis muralis (Common wall lizard), 1160 nucleotides long. It is a transcript of the gene MYOZ3, whose product is annotated as myozenin 3. The record is from RefSeq and is a predicted model, not a curated record. Gene Ontology annotation, cellular component: actin cytoskeleton; Z disc. Lineage: Eukaryota; Metazoa; Chordata; Lepidosauria; Squamata; Lacertidae. Gene Ontology annotation, molecular function: FATZ binding; actin binding; telethonin binding.
AAUGUCUGAUGUAACGAGGAUUAGGGUCUUGGCAUCUCGGCAGCAGGAGAUCGAAAAAGACACAAGGGGGCAAGACCUGGGACAGCUGGAACGCUCUUGGGCGAGAAAAGGGGACGAGGAAACUCAAACUGGGCUCUAAUCCUCACCUGGGAAGUGUCUGCCAUCUCAGGACUUCACCACAGGGCUUUACGGUCUGAGGAAGGGCUCAAGCAGUCGAGAAAAUGUUCCCCCUCAUGCAUUCAGAUCACAGCAGAGAGCCGAGGACACGGGUCCAGACCAUUAUGGGGGAGCUCACAGAUGGAGAAGCUCUGGUGGAGCUCGAUUUAGGAAAGAAGGUGAGCAUCCCUCAGGAUCUGAUGAUGGAGGAGCUCUCCCUGCCAAUCAACAAGGGCUCCAGGCUGUACCAGAAGAGGCAGAGGAGAGUGCAGAACUUUGUGCUGGAGCAUCCUUCGGGCUACAGAAUUAUCUCAAAUGUUUCUGGAGGAGGAGGAGGAGGCUCACACGCUGAUUAUGAUGGAGUUGGCAUGUCAGAAGGACAGUCUAUCCAUAAUGCUGAAGGGAAGGAGAACUACCAGGCUGGACUUCACGAAGCAGCCUCAGGAAAGGCAACACCUCCCAAAGUGCCAAAGAAAACAAACAAAGUCUUGCGGAUGAGCAAAGCCCUGAAUCCCAAUGCCAUCGCUCCAGGCUAUUCUGGACCUCUAAGUGGUGUACCACCAGAGAAGUUCAACAGGACAGCCAUCCCCAAAGGCUACCAGUCCCCCUGGCGGGAGUUCCUUAGCAGCGAGGACUACCAGAUAGACCAUGAGACCCGGUUGCCUGAACCUCCCAGAAAAGUGAAUAGUUUUGACGUCAGGAGCUUCAAUAGGACCCCAACCCCAUUUGGCGGACCAUUACUGAAUGAUGUGAUCCUUGGCUACGAGAUGAAUGAAGCCCCGACAGACAUGAGCAGCUUGGAACUCAUGUUAAACAGGCCCAGCUUCAACAGAGCACCUCGGGGCUGGAUACAGGCGAUGCCAGAAUCUGAAGAUCUGUAACUUGCUACAAUGCUGCUGCCUGACUUUUUCCAACACCAAUGCACGCUAGCCUCCUAAUCAUGGGGAAAAGAAAGCAAGCACCCUUUUUGAAUUCUGUGGUUUUACACACGAAGACGUAACAAU